Molecule: messenger RNA, 2001 nt
Organism: Alternaria infectoria
Lineage: Eukaryota; Fungi; Ascomycota; Dothideomycetes; Pleosporales; Pleosporaceae
Exons: 4
Coding region: 1-2001 (666 amino acids)
Biological process (GO): fungal-type cell wall polysaccharide metabolic process
Cellular component (GO): fungal-type cell wall
Molecular function (GO): asparaginase activity
Source: RefSeq, a predicted model, not a curated record
AUGAAACUCCUCGCCCUUAUCCUAGUCUUUCUGUUCGCCAUCCUCACUACCGCGACCCCCCUCGCCCUCCCCUCCGACACCCCCGCCGACACCCAAGGCAGCAAGCCCAAACACGACCCCCUCACCCAAACCCCCGCCCACGAACGCCGCGGCGUAGCCUACAACGACGUCGCCUACAACAAGCUCUUCCAAGGCGAUGGAACCCACGUAACCUGGCGCUUCAACUGGGACUCCUCAUCCGCCCUCUCACCUGCCUGGUUCCGCUUCAUCCCCAUGCUGCAUUCACUGCGCGACGAUCAUACGGGAAGGUGGAAAGACAAUGCCGAGGCGAUGGCGAGGAAGAAUUUCGAGGAUAAUGGGUUCGCGACGUGGUUGAUGGGGUUUAAUGAGCCGGAUAACUGCAUUCCUGACGCAGGCGGUUCUUGCAUCGACGUCCCCACCGCCGUUGCUGGUUGGAAGAAACACAUGGAACCGUUGUCCAACUUCAACAGCGCGAUGUAUCUCGGUUCGCCCGCUGUCACCAAUGCCGCAGCCUCUGAUACCACAGGUCUGGGCUGGCUAGCCAAGUUCAUAGAAGCCUGCGAUGGAUGUACCAUUGACUUCAUCAACAUCCACUGGUACAACACCCUCCCCAACUCCGCCCAAAACUUCAAAGACCACAUCGCCAACGCGCGCAAAGUCGCCCGCGGCCUCCCCAUCUGGGUCACCGAAUUCCGCGCCGAAGGCACCGACGACGAGAUCAGGGCGUUCCUGGACGACGUCAUGCCGUGGAUGGAUAACUCGCAGGAUAUCCAUCGUUAUGCGUAUUUCAUGGCGAGACCGGGUAAGGGUAUGUUGGUUAAUGAUGCGGGGGAUGGGUUGAGUGAUAUUGGGAAGGAGUUUGCGUUUUUUCAUAAGCAUGAGAGUGAGAAGGAUGGGAAGGGGAAGAGUGCCGGGAAGGGGUGGGAUGGGGGGAGGUGGUGGGAGGAGGGGAACGUCCUCUUCACCGGCGGUACCAUAGCCGGCGGCUCCAUCUACGGCGCGCUCGACGACACGCAAUACGGGCAGCUCAGCCAAACAGGCGAAGACAUCAUAGCACGCAACCCGUACCUGCUCAACAACACGCAACUCGCCGUGUCCAACUGGACCACAGAAGACGAUGGCUCCACCGGCACAAACGACGCUCUAGUCAUGAACAUGACGCGCUUCGCACACGACGCGCUAUGUUCACCCGACAGCGACAUCGUAGGCGCUGUAUACACGCACGGCACGAACUCGCUCGAAGAAACAGCUUUCCUCAUGGACUCACUCGUCAACUGCGGGAAGCCCAUUGUGGGGACAGGCAGCAUGCGACCCUUCACCCACCUCUCCUGGGACGGAGAAGCGAAUUUCUUCGACGCGGUUAUGUUGGCUGCGAGUCCUGAGUCAAGGAAUAGAGGACUUAUGGUAGCGUUCAACGCACGCAUCAUACCUGGGUAUUGGGUAACGAAAUUGCAUUCGACUAAUCCGGAUGCUUUUGGUCCUACGUCUGGUGGUGAUUUGGGUAUUUUCAUCAACAGUUUGCCGGUUUUCUUUAAUACGCCGAGUCAGCCGCUGUGGAAGUAUUAUUUCGAUAUUGGGACUGUGAGUGCGUAUCCGACGUAUCCGACGUUGCCGAAAGUGGAUAUACUCUACGCGGCCCGCGAGUUCGAUGGCAAGCUGCUACUGGAUGCGCAUGCCAACGGCGCAGACGGUGUCGUCAUUGCCGGCACAGGUAACGGCGGUGUGCCGAAUGGCGGAGACGAGAUUACCGAGGCGCUGGAGAAAGGGCUUCAAGUCGUUGUUGGAACGCGCAGUCCGCAUGGUCCGUCUAGUCCGGCGCGGACACCGACCUUUGCGAAGUCGGGAUUUGUGCAUCCUAUUCAAGCGAGGAUUAUGCUGCAACUGGCGAUUGCGAGCGGGAUGAAUAUGAAUCAGACGAUUGAUGUGUUUGAAGGGGGGUUUAGGAAGGCUAUUGGACAGCCUUGGAGUCCGGGGAGUUGA